AUGCUUUCAAGCCUACAGCUAAUCAUGCUUGGCUGCUCAAUUGUGGCUUCUGCAUCUUUGAAGGUGGGCUUCUAUACACGAACUUGUCCAUUUGCAGAGACCAUUGUAAGAAAAGCUGUAAACAAAGCGGUUUCACUUAAUCCUGGCAUAGCUGCUGGUCUCAUCCGAAUGUAUUUCCAUGACUGCUUCGUCAGGGGUUGUGAUGCUUCUGUCCUUCUAAGAUCUGUGCCCGGAAACCCCCCAGCAGAGAUGGAUCACCCUGCUAAUAACCCUAGUUUGCGAGGUUUCGAGGUGAUUGAUGAGGCCAAAGCCCAAAUCGAGGCACAAUGUCCAGGAACCGUGUCUUGUGCAGACAUAAUCGCAUUCGCUGCCCGUGACAGUACCUACGAAGCUGGAGGGAUUUAUUACGCCAUUCCUGCCGGCCGCAGGGAUGGCCGUGUCUCUAUUAGCGACGAAGUACCACAAAACCUGCCCCCACCGUUCUUCAAUGCGCAACAAAUUGCUCAACUUUUCGCAAGGAAAGGAAUGUCAGUGGAUGAGAUGGUGACAUUAUCAGGGGCACACUCCAUUGGUGUCUCGCAUUGCUCUUCCUUUUCCAACCGGCUCUACUCUUUUAACGCCACUCAUGCUCAAGACCCUUCUCUUGAUCCUAACUACGCUGCCUUUUUGAAAACCAAGUGCCCACCCCCGACAUCUGCGGCUGGUGCUGGAGGGGAUCCAACAGUGCCACUUGAAAGUGUCACACCCAAUCGCCUGGACAACAAGUACUACAUUGAACUGACGCGUCGUCGUGGUUUGCUCACCUCCGACCAGACAUUGAUGGACAGUUCCUUGACCUCCGCGUUGGUGUUGAACAAUGUGAGGCGCGGUGAAGCAUGGGCUAAAAAGUUCGGCAACGCAAUGGUGCAUAUGGGUUCCCUUGAUGUUCUCACUGGACAACAAGGUGAAAUCAGGAGAAAUUGCAGUGUGGCCAACUGAUAUGUUACUUUUGUGCGAAUAGGGCAAAAAAAAAAAAUUAUUAUACUAGAAAAUAAAAGAAAAUAAAAUAAAUAGAGGGUUUACUCUUAUAUAUGUCCAUCCAUAUCAAUUAAUUGGUAGAGUAGAUCAAAAUAAUCAUAUGCUUGUAACCAGCUUUGAACUGGUGACAUGAGGAUUUUCAGUCCUCUGCUCUACCAACUUUGCUAUCCUAAUCAUUACUGACACAUUACUCUCGUAAUACUAAA
Gossypium arboreum is the source of this 1223-nucleotide messenger RNA. Its product is annotated as peroxidase 5-like. The transcript has 3 exons. Gene Ontology annotation, molecular function: peroxidase activity; heme binding. Gene Ontology annotation, biological process: hydrogen peroxide catabolic process; response to oxidative stress. Lineage: Eukaryota; Viridiplantae; Streptophyta; Magnoliopsida; Malvales; Malvaceae. Gene Ontology annotation, cellular component: plant-type cell wall; plasmodesma. The record is from RefSeq and is a predicted model, not a curated record. The coding region runs from base 1 to 978 and encodes 325 amino acids.